Molecule: messenger RNA, 4692 nt
Organism: Microtus ochrogaster (prairie vole)
Lineage: Eukaryota; Metazoa; Chordata; Mammalia; Rodentia; Cricetidae
Gene: Kl
Product: klotho
Biological process (GO): fibroblast growth factor receptor signaling pathway; carbohydrate metabolic process
Molecular function (GO): hydrolase activity, hydrolyzing O-glycosyl compounds; fibroblast growth factor binding; fibroblast growth factor receptor binding
Source: RefSeq, a predicted model, not a curated record
AUGCCAGCCCGCGCCCUUCCUCGCCGCCUGCCGCGGCUGCUGCUGCUCCGUCUGCUGUCGCUGCAUUUGCUGCUGCUCGCACUGCGCGCCCGUUGCCUGAGCGCUGAGCCGGGUCAGGGCGCGCAGACCUGGGCUCGCUUUGCGCGCCCUCCCGCCCCUGAGGCCGCCGGCCUCCUCCACGACACCUUCCCCGACGGCUUCCUCUGGGCGGUGGGCAGCGCCGCCUACCAGACCGAGGGCGGCUGGCGACAGCACGGUAAAGGCGCGUCCAUUUGGGACACGUUCACCCAUCACCCCCAGGUCACCCCGGGCGAUUCCCCGAUCGCCGUGGCGCCGUCGGGUGCCCCGUCGCUUCCUCUGCCCUCCACUGGAGAUGUGGCCAGUGACAGUUACAACAACGUCUACCGCGACACGGAGGGGCUGCGAGAGCUGGGGGUCACUCACUACCGCUUCUCCAUCUCGUGGGCGCGCGUGUUCCCCAAUGGCACCGCGGGUACCCCUAACCGCGAGGGGCUACGCUACUAUCGGCGGCUGCUGGAGCGGCUGCGGGAGCUGGGCGUGCAGCCGGUGGUCACCCUGUACCACUGGGAUCUGCCGCAGAGCCUGCAGGACGCCUAUGGCGGCUGGGCCAAUAGAGCCCUGGUUGACCACUUCAGGGAUUAUGCCGAGCUCUGCUUUCGCCACUUCGGUGGCCAGGUCAAGUACUGGAUCACCAUUGAUAACCCGUACGUGGUGGCCUGGCACGGGUACGCCACCGGGCGCCUGGCCCCGGGUGUGCGGGGCAGCUCCAGGCUCGGGUACCUGGUUGCGCACAACCUACUUCUGGCUCAUGCCAAAAUCUGGCAUCUCUACAACACUUCCUUCCGCCCCACUCAGGGAGGCCAGGUGUCCAUUGCCUUGAGUUCCCACUGGAUCAGUCCUAGAAGAAUGACCGACCACAACAUCGGAGAGUGCCAGAAGUCUCUCGAUUUUGUGCUGGGCUGGUUUGCCAAACCCAUAUUUAUCGACGGGGACUACCCAGAGAGCAUGAGGAGCAACCUCUCCUCACUUCUGCCUGCUUUUACUGAGUCUGAGAAGAGGUUUGUCAGGGGAACCGCUGACUUUUUUGCUCUUUCCUUUGGACCAACCUUGAGUUUUCAACUCCUGGACCCUCACAUGAAGUUCCGACAAUUGGAAUCUCCCAGCCUGAGGCAGCUCCUGACUUGGAUAGAUCUGGAAUAUAACCACCCUCAAAUAUUUAUUGUGGAAAAUGGUUGGUUUGUCUCAGGGACCACCAAGAGAGAUGAUGCCAAAUACAUGUAUUACCUCAAGAAGUUUAUAAUGGAAACCCUAAAAGCCAUCAGGCUGGAUGGGGUCGACGUCAUUGGGUACACUGCCUGGUCCCUCAUGGAUGGUUUCGAGUGGCACAGGGGCUACAGCAUCCGACGUGGACUCUUCUAUGUCGACUUUCUGAGUCAGGACAAGGAGCUGUUGCCGAAGUCUUCGGCCUUGUUCUACCAGAAGCUGAUAGAGAACAAUGGCUUCCCUCCUUUACCUGAAAACCAACCCUUAGAAGGGACAUUUCCUUGUGGCUUUGCUUGGGGAGUUGUUGACAACUACGUUCAAGUGGACACUACUCUUUCUCAGUUUACCGACCCGAACAUCUACCUGUGGGAUGUACAUCGCAGUAAGAGGCUUAUUAAAGUAGACGGGCUUGUAGCCAAGAAGAGAAAACCCUACUGUGUCGAUUUCUCGGCCAUCCGGCCUCAGAUCGCCUUACUUCGAGAAAUGCACGUCACCCACUUUCGCUUCUCCCUGGACUGGGCACUGAUCCUGCCUCUGGGUAACCAGACCCAAGUGAAUCGCACGGUUCUGCAUUUCUACCGCUGCAUGAUCAGCGAGCUGGUGCACGCCAACAUCACUCCAGUGGUGGCCCUGUGGCAACCAGCAGCCCAGCACCAAGGCCUGCCACAUGCACUGGCCAAACACGGGGCCUGGGAGAACCCACACACGGCCCUGGCAUUUGCAGACUAUGCGAACCUGUGCUUUACAGAGCUAGGCCACAGGGUCAAAUUCUGGAUCACCGUAAACGAACCCAACACACGGAACAUGACCUACCGUGCCGGCCAUCACCUCCUGAAAGCGCAUGCCUUGGCUUGGCGCCUGUACGACGAGAAGUUUAGGGCGGCUCAGAAAGGCAAAAUAUCCAUUGCCUUGCAGGCCGACUGGAUAGAACCGGCCUGCCCUUUCUCUCAGAAGGACAAAGAAGUGGCCGAGAGAGUUUUGGAAUUUGAUAUUGGCUGGCUGGCAGAGCCUAUUUUCGGCUCCGGAGACUAUCCACGUGUGAUGAGAGACUGGUUGAACCAAAAAAACAAUUUCCUUUUGCCAUAUUUCACUGAAGACGAGGCAAAGCUAAUCAGGGGUUCCUUUGACUUCCUGGCCUUGAGCCAUUACACCACCAUCCUCGUGGACUGGGAAAGGGAGGAUCCCAUAAAAUACAACGACUACCUGGAGGUACAGGAGAUGACUGACAUCACGUGGCUCAACUCUCCCAGUCAGGUGGCUGUGGUGCCUUGGGGGCUGCGCAAGGUGCUCAGCUGGCUGAGGUUCAAGUACGGAGACCUCCCCAUGUAUGUGACAGCCAAUGGCGUAGACGAUGAUCCCCAUGCCGAGCAGGACGCGCUGAGGAUGUACUACGUUGAGAACUACGUGAACGAGGCCCUGAAAGCCUACGUGUUGGAUGGAAUCAACCUUUGCGGCUACUUUGCUUAUUCGCUUAGUGAUCGGUCGGCUCCGAAGUUUGGCUUUUAUCGUUACGCUGCGAAUCAGUUCGAGCCCAAACCAUCUCUGAGACAUUAUAGGAAAAUUAUCGACGACAAUGGCUUCCUGGGUUCCGAAACGCAGGGAAGGUUUUGUCCAGAGGAAUACACCCUGUGCAGCGAAUGCAGCUUUUUUCACACCCGGAAGUCUUUACUCGUCUUCAUCGUGUUUCUUGUCUUUGCUUUUAUUAUUUCUCUCGCUCUUAUUUUUUACUACUCCAAGAAAGGCAGGAGAAAUUAUAUCUAGUGUGAAUGCCUUCUGGCUGUUUGCUCUGGGCUCAUUAAGCACCCGCUGUCAGCUGCCAGCCAUUUGUAUCUCUCCGCGUCGUGAGGCCACACUACACGCAUUUGGAUGCCAGAAAGCCUUUUUUGUCACAGAUGGCAGAGCUUUUGUAACAGGUAUUGGUAACUGUAAAAUAUUGGUAAGAUGAAGAGUACCUGAAUUUGCCCUCGUUGGGGUCGAUUAGGCAACUGUACUGGCCUCAAGUUCUACAGAACCCCUGUAUGGAAGGAAGGAAACAUGGCAGCCAUAACAGCACUAACUGGACCGAAGUUUGAAGAACAACAACUUGAGGAACACAGAGAAAAAUGUAUCUGUGUCCAGUUUUAAAUUUUGCAUGUUUUCGGAAGUAGCAUUCUCUCAAUUGCCUUGUUAAUACCUAACAGCUGUGACUUUACAUGCUCCACAUUCACAAGGCAACAACGGAAGAUUUUAUAGCGCGGAUGGGCAAGAGACCCUGGGCUAAAGCAGCCCAUUUGAGAGCUCUGUUUUUACCAAAUGCUGCUAAUAUUAACUUAUGAACAUGCUUACAGAGCACAUUAUGGAGACUUAGAUUUUUGUGAAUGUUUUUGAGGUGCUCUCUAAACCCCAGAUCUUUGAGGGCUCUCUCUCUUACUGCCUCUCCUUUCAGAGUCUGCAUGUUGGAGAUUUUUUUUUUUUUCUGGUAAAUGUUCACAAAAAAUAAAGAUGAGUCUUGAGCUGCUGGCCUCUUUGGGAAACCGACUGCAGAAUGCAGGGCACGGCGGCAGUUCUAGGAAGGAGAAAGGAGGGAUUUUUUUCUGUUUUUUAAUGAGCAGCAUGAGUGUUUUGAUUAAACAUCCUUUUGUCUUUGAGCAGACCUUGGAAUGAAUGAAAUGACCUUUCCCACGUGAAGAAAAAUGAAAUUGUCACCCGAUUUGUGAAGAAUGACUGUUGCUUUCUGAGAAUACGCUGUCAAUGCUUCGACACAAUAGUUUCCCAACUUUGUAGUAGAUGCAAGAGCAAUCGGGUGUGAACACACUGGGAACCUGUCUUUGUGGCCACCGAGAGUCACUCUGGGCUUCUGCAACUGUGAACGGGCUUCGAACCUGUCCCACUUGGAGCUCUGACACCGACCACGCUACCGACUUCUAUCCAAAGGGCUACCUGGGUCUUCUCCUUCCACACCCGCUACCCUAAGUCUUACUGAGUCCACAGGGGAUGUUCCCUUGCUAUACCUGAGUGGUCUUAGAGAUGAUAAGCCAAUACCAGACAGGCAAGAUAAGCCAGCCAAAGCAGGCAUAGUUACCCGUGUUAACACAGGGUCUUACUUCAUCUUGUGAUAUGGUAUGGUUUUCCUCAUGAACAAUCAGCUUCUGCUGUGGUGUUCUUUAUACAAUUGGACUUGUUAUUGAAGUCAAAUGCUAAAGAACCAAUAGUUUAUUUUAUGCCUCUAUUUUUCUUGAUUACAGAGUAAUAUAUAUUAAUUGUAAAAAUUUAAAAGACAAAAACUAUAUGUGAAGAAAAAGAUCUAAUAUAAUACAAGGACACUACUGACAGUUCCUAUGUGUUGUAUUUUAUGUAGUCAGAUCCUAUUAUACACAGGUACACAUCUUCUUUAUUCAUUUUUAUUGAAUAAUUUUUCUGUCAUUAGUC